CUCGAAAUCGGAGUGCGCUCCAAGCUUAUAACACGGGCUGACGGGGUGAAGAAGCUGGGCUGCUACUCCUUUCCACCAAUGCUUUACAUGGUGGCUAAAGCCAAAGCGGGCUACAACAUGCUGGAGCCCGGAAGAAGCAUCAGCGCCGGCCUCGUCCUGCUUCAGAUACUCAAAGCGGAAGGCGCCUCGCGGAUUGUGGCGACUGCAAGCGGCGAAAAGAUGAAUGCAGUUCGAGAGCUUGGGUCGAAAGCUGUCAUUGACUGUACACCUUGGCUUUUUCUUACGGUCCCUGCUUAUGAUCAUGGCCAACGGAACUCUGAUCGAAAAUCCGCACUUACAAUAUUGUGCUUCAGUCCGCGAAUCGGAUAUUACAGUGCUUACGCGCAAAAAUGGCGCUGCCGAUGAACAAUUUGAUCUCAUUCUCGAC
Messenger RNA from Tilletiaria anomala UBC 951, 427 nucleotides. RefSeq lists its product as uncharacterized. The transcript is spliced from 2 exons. The record is from RefSeq and is a predicted model, not a curated record. The coding region runs from base 118 to 405 and encodes 95 amino acids. NCBI's taxonomy places the organism in Eukaryota, Fungi, Basidiomycota, Exobasidiomycetes, Georgefischeriales, Tilletiariaceae.